AUGCAAACAUUUGUCUCAAUAGCCCAGAAUGCCUGGGGAAUUUUUAUAUCUGAAAGGAAGCCUGGCUGGAAGUAUCUGAUGCAGCUUUUUGCAGUUUGCUCUGCAGUUGGCUUCCUCUCAAGCUUUCUCUUAUUCCUUGGCAUGCACUUCUCCCUGGCACACCACCCUUUGGGUCCCUUAUUGAUUUCUGGAUUCAUCUGGAUCUCGCUUUCUAUUGCGCUCUCCUGUUUUAAGCACCUGCGCUGUUUUAGCAUCCUGUUCCUUCUUUCGUGCGGAUUGCAAAAUGGUGCUCUUCUUACUGCUGGCACAGGCAUCGUGGUGGCCGGCAACAUCCAAAAUAUUUUUCACAACCUAAAGAUUCUGGCAGACAGUAUAACCUGUCAUUUGGAGUAUGAGCAAUUUGCCUUGAUAAAAUAUUAUGUUGAGGCAGUAAAAUGGAUUUACGAGGCGGCCAAGCUUUCCACCGAACUACCUAAAUAUAUAGCGUUCCUACGGCAUGAAUUCACACCAUCUUAUUCGAUUUCAGAUGAUGCAUUAAAACAAGACCUAAAUGACACAAAGCAAGAAAUCCAGAGAGUUGCUAACCAGAUAUCUUUUAUGCUGACUAUACUGCCUUAUAUAGGCCAGAAAGUAUUGCCUAUAGUGGGGAUUUUUCUAGCUUCUUUUGGAACUGGCCUCUUUAUCAAAAAAUUUGUGGGCUCUCACAGUGCCAAAUUUAAGAAUACUUACAUCACUAAACAGUUCAUUGCAUUUGAUGAGCACCAAAAGCAACAGCAAAGACCCUGCCUUCUGCCACUUAACAGAAAAGAAAGAAAAGAUUAUGUGACAAUCCCAUCUUUCUGCCUCACAAGGAAGGACAGAAAAAACAUGCAGUACUUUUUUCUCCCUGUAAUUAUUCAUCUUUGCAUCUGGCUUCUGUUUGCUGCAGUAGAUUAUUUGUUUUAUUGGUUAAUUAUUUCUGUGAAUAAACAUCUCCAAGAAGUACCGGAUCUAGAGAUUCAACUCAGCCUCUUUCAGCAAAGGAAUGAGAACAGCUUUAUCAUUGGUAUGAGAGAGCAUAUUGCAAAGACUGAUCCUUUCAAGAUCUCUUUGUUUAAGCAUGACUGCAUCCCUCAGCCAGAGCUCACCCUCUCCACGACAUGGAUCCAGCUUGGAGUCAUCAUCUUCUUCUUAAUCAUUUUUGGGUUAUUCUCUGGCCUCCUGACCCAACUUAAAAUACUCGUGUCAACUUCAUUUUAUCCUGACACUGAGAGGAAACGGAUACAUUAUUUGCAUGCUAAAUUACUCAAGAAAAGAGCAAAGCUACAAGAGAAAACUGGGAAGAACAUAUUUGCUAGAACGAUCAACUUUUGGUUUCCAAUACUCAAGGCAAGAGAGGCAGUGAGGAAGAAAGAAAGAAAUGACAACAUGGUGUGA
Molecule: messenger RNA, 1416 nt
Organism: Fulmarus glacialis (Northern fulmar)
Lineage: Eukaryota; Metazoa; Chordata; Aves; Procellariiformes; Procellariidae
Product: dendritic cell-specific transmembrane protein-like
Cellular component (GO): membrane
Source: RefSeq, a predicted model, not a curated record